Messenger RNA from Sceloporus undulatus (fence lizard), 4100 nucleotides. RefSeq names its product mitogen-activated protein kinase kinase kinase 10 (gene MAP3K10). Gene Ontology annotation, molecular function: JUN kinase kinase kinase activity; protein binding; ATP binding. Gene Ontology annotation, biological process: protein phosphorylation; positive regulation of apoptotic process. Lineage: Eukaryota; Metazoa; Chordata; Lepidosauria; Squamata; Phrynosomatidae. The transcript is spliced from 11 exons. The record is from RefSeq and is a predicted model, not a curated record. The coding region runs from base 352 to 3168 and encodes 938 amino acids.
CUGACAGCUCUUCCAGCGACGCCUCCAUCGGAGGAAGAGAGGGAGCCCUGGAUCGGGCGAAAGAGCCCCAUCGCUGGGGAGGGAAGGCUUUCCCAUCAAAAAUGCUGGGGCCUAAGGAAGCUCCUUGACCCUUCAGAAGACUUUCCAGGAAAGCUGCUUUUGCUGGUAGAAAGCACAGAAGGAUUUCAAGAGGAAAGGAAGGAAGGAAGGAAGGAAAAGUGAAAUUGAAAAGGGACAAUGGCAAGGAGGAUGGAUCCCCCCAAAGCAAAUGUUCUAGGCCUUGAAGGAUUUGGAAAGUGUGACUCAUUAGGAGCUGUGGUGGUCCUUUUGAUCCCACUGGACCUAUGAGGCAUGCAAGGCCGAGACCCUUGGCAAGCAGGUUCCGUGGUGGCCACCGAUUCUAUGGAGCAAGCAUGCAAGGAGGUGGGAGACUGCAGAGGAGUCUGGGAUGCCACCUCGGUGACCCCCAACCCCUUCUGGACAGCAGUCUUUGACUAUGAGGCAGCAACAGAAGAGGAGCUCACUUUACGGAGGGGAGACCGGGUGGAAGUCCUCUCGAAGGAUUCCACCGUCUCUGGGGAUGAGGGUUGGUGGACUGGCAAGCUCCAGGACAAGGUGGGCAUCUUCCCAAGCAACUACGUCACCUGCAACCACAAGUACACCCAGAUCCAGGGCUCCUUCAGCUGCCCGCCUCCCCUGGAAAUCUCCUUCCUAGAACUGGAACUGGACGAGAUCAUUGGAGUGGGGGGCUUUGGGAAGGUCUACAAGGGGUUGUGGAGAGGGGAAGAGGUGGCUGUGAAGGCCAUGCGCCAAGACCCCGAAGAAGACAUCGCAGUGACAGUGGAGAAUGUGCGGCAAGAGGCUCGGCUCUUCGCCAUGCUGCGCCACCCCAACAUCAUUGCCCUCAAGGCUGUUUGCCUCAACCCACCUCACCUGUGCCUGGUGAUGGAGUACGCCCGUGGAGGGGCACUCAACCGGGCACUGGCAGGCAAGAAGGUGCCUCCCCAUGUGCUGGUCAAUUGGGCUGUCCAGAUUGCCCGGGGCAUGAACUACCUCCACAAUGAAGCCAUCGUUCCUAUCAUCCACCGAGAUCUCAAAUCCAUCAACAUCUUAAUCUUGGAGCACAUUGAGAAUGAGGAGGACUUGAGCGGCUGCACCCUCAAGAUCACAGACUUUGGCUUGGCCCGCGAGUGGCACAAAACCACCAAGAUGAGCGCAGCUGGCACCUAUGCCUGGAUGGCGCCUGAAGUCAUCAAACACUCCCUCUUCUCCAAGAGCAGUGAUGUUUGGAGCUUUGGGGUGCUGCUGUGGGAAUUGCUGACUGGUGAGGUCCCAUACCGGGAGAUUGAUGCCCUCGCUGUGGCCUAUGGUGUGGCUAUGAACAAACUGACAUUGCCUAUCCCUUCCACCUGCCCUGAACCCUUUGCCCACUUGCUGGAGGAGUGCUGGAACUCGGAUCCCCACGCUCGACCAGACUUCAGCUCCAUCCUGCAGCAGCUGGUGGCAAUAGAGCAGUCUGCAAUGUUCCAGAUGCCACUGGAGUCCUUCCACUCUUUGCAGCAGGACUGGAAAGUGGAGAUUGCAGGCAUGUUCCACGACUUGCGGACCAAGGAGAAAGAGCUGCGGAGCCGAGAGGAAGAACUGCUCCGUGCGGCUCAGGAGCAGAAGACCCAGGAAGCAGAGUUGCGGCGGCGUGAGCAGGAGUUGGCAGAACGUGAAAUCGACAUUGUGGAACGGGAACUGAACCUCAUCAUGAUGCAGAUGGGCCAGGAGAGACCCAGGGUCAAGAAGCGGAAGGGGCACUUCCGACGUUCCCGCCUUAAGCUGCGUGAUGGCAACCGCAUCAGCCUUCCAUCAGGGUUUGAGCACAAGAUCACAGUGCAGGCAUCCCCUACUCUUGACCGGCGGAAAGGGCUGGGGGCUAAUGGGGCCAGUCCUCCUGGGAGCCCCAGCAUCAUCCCCCGCCUCCGUGCCAUCCGCUUGACUCCCUUGGAUGGAAACCGGACAUGGGGCCGCAGUACUGUGAUCAAGAAGGAGGAGCUGGUGGGGACCAAGAAGAAAGGCAGGACAUGGGGGCCCAGUUCUACCGUCCACAAGGAGAGACUCGGAGGAGAGGAAAGGUUGAAGUCCCUGACUGAAGGGAGCAAGCAGUGGUCCUCCAGUGCACCCAAUUUGGGCAAGUCUCCCAAGCAUGCGCCGUUGGUUGGGGGCUUUGCUAGCCUCACAGAGAUGGAGGAGUACACAGAAAAGGAGAGCAGCACGCCUCACUCACCAUAUAUGCCCCUUUUGCCACCACCAGCAAGUGAAGGAGAUGUCAGUCUGCGGUCCCUGCCACCCAGUUUAGAGUGGCCCAAGCGAGGCUCAGCCCCCACACAUCAUCAUCGUCGCAGUGAGCUGGUGCUGCUGGGCUGUGCAUCCAUCUUGGCCUCCAUUGCUCUGGGUGCCGAACUGGCAGAGUUGGCAGGUGAAGGGUUGAGGGCUCAUGCUGCUUCAGGGCCCUCCAGCUCUGUUACCCUCCUCUCCCUCUCGUCCCUCUCGGACUGCAACUCCACCAAGUCCCUUCUGCCUUCGGACAGCGAUGAAGCCCCCAUGUAUGAGCCUCCUUGCCUUCCUGAGAGCCCACCGCCAACUCCUCGCUACAACCCCCUGGUGGAUGUCACUAUCGAGAGUUUCAAGAAAGACCCCCGCCAGUCACUCACCCCCACCCAUGUCAGUGCCAAGCAGGCGGUCAGCAGGGGCCACCGCCGGACGCCAUCCGAUGGGGCCAUCCGUCAAGGUCUGCAGGGGACUGACUGCCAAGGGUUCCAGGAUACUUUGCUCUUUCCGCGCCUGCCGGACCUUCCUUCCCCCAGCACCUCCCAAACUGGCCACAAGGGCUCAGAUCAAUCCUCUCUGGACACCAUGCCAGUUGAGCGGCCCCGGACACUGGCCUUUGCACCCCGGCCUCGCCCAGCCCCAGUCCGGCACCGCAUUGACCCUUGGAAGCUCAUCUCACUGAGCCGGACGCCAGGGGGCAACUCCUCACCAGGGGAAGCCACCAAAGGAACAGCGGCCCUCCGCCAGACCCUUCUGGACAUGGACAUGGAAGGGCAGAACCGGGACAGCACCGUGCCAUUGUGCGGGGGCCAGACCCCAUGCUGCAGCCUGGAGACAGACAUAUCUCAUUGACACAGUGGCUCUCCUUCAGCUGGAUCAGUGCUAUCUGCCCUAGCAUCUCAGAAGACCUGUGUCUCUCUUAGGGUUGCCAGGUUGGAUACAAGACAGGACUUCUCUAACUUUAAUCCUAAAAAAACCCAUGGAACAGAACCAAGUAACAUAAAACUCCAUCACUCUAGUGGGACGAAGGUACCUUUCCUCCCUCUCUUUCCAAACCCCAACUUUCAGCUGUUGCCAUCCCUCUCCCAUGGCUUUUUGGUCUAAGGGGGGAAACAGGUGGAAGACAUGUGCCUGUUGGUUGUCUAUAUUGUUGUGAAAUCUGAUUGCGUAUUGGCCAGAUUGUCCCAAUGAGUGAGAUAUUUUUGUCAUGAGAUAUCUCAAUUUUUAAAAACAGUUUGGACAGACCCUUAGUUGGGUGCUGCACCGUGCGAUUUCCCCCUGCUCUCCACUGUUUAGGAUUAAAGUUAUCAGAGCUCGCUCCCUGAUUCAACCUGGCAACGUAGUCUCCUGAGAUUCCAGGUCGCAUGGCAAGAGAGAAACUGAGCUGGGAGGUGGGAAUGUGCUGCAGGCACUUUUAUUUAUUGAUUGCUGUGGGCAUACCAAGCGGAACUCUUUCCCAUGCAAUGAGACGGCUCAUUGCAUGCUCUGUCUGUGCGUGUGGCUGUGAAUGAGGGUGCUGAUGCGUAUGUAUGCCCUGGUCUCCAUAAGUAAUGUCUGAUCCAAGCAUUUGUGGUCCUGAUUCUGUUUCCUUUUUUUAAAAAGAAAAGAAAAAAAAAAGAUGAGUGUCUGAAAAGUAAAAUGCCUUGUCGCCAGUUGCCCCAAGUCAACCCUUUAUGAAUGGGAGACCUCCAAAGAGUCAUCAACAGCUCAGGCUUUGCAAUUUCAGGGCAGCCGUGGCUUCCUUGACAGAGUCUGUAAUGUGAUUUUCCUCAUUUCCUCCUGUC